Messenger RNA from Penaeus vannamei (Pacific white shrimp), 837 nucleotides. RefSeq names its product serine/arginine repetitive matrix protein 1. Lineage: Eukaryota; Metazoa; Arthropoda; Malacostraca; Decapoda; Penaeidae. Gene Ontology annotation, cellular component: extracellular region. Gene Ontology annotation, molecular function: chitin binding. The record is from RefSeq and is a predicted model, not a curated record.
UCGUAGUGGCCGCCGCCGCCGCCCAGGACGCCCCUGAAACGACCACCGCUGCCGAGAACAAGACCGAGACGACCACCACCCGCCCCCCCCUCACCGGGAACCCCCAGAUCGACUACAAGUACGACCCCAACCUCCCCCACGAGCUCCUGGGCUACGACCUGAGCGACUACCCGUUCUACGCUCGCCUGCCCCCGGACCUGCUCGACCCCAAGUUCAACUUUUCGUGCGACAACCGCCACGAUGGGUUCUACGCCUCCGUGGCCGCAUAAGUGCCAGGUGUACCACAAUUGUCUCUUCGGGCAGCGCUACGACUUCCUGUGCGCUAAUUACACGGUGUUCGACCAGAAGAACUUCAUUUGCCAUUAUGUGAGUGAAGUGGACUGCGUCAACUCGGCGAAACAUUAUGACAGGAACGACGAGCUCUACGAGACGACGACCACGACGACCACCACGCCGCCGCCGCCGCAGAUCAUCUACGUGGAGCGCCCCCGCCCGCUGGCCAACCGCCUGCGCCCCAACAUGAACCGCCCGCAGCGCCCCACUGGCCCUCGCCCCGGCAAGCGCCCAAAGCCGCCCACACCACCACGCCCGCGCCCGAGUACGACUACGACUACUACUACGACCAGUACUAUGAUCAGUACUAUGACGACUACUACAACGACUACGCCAACGAGAGGACGACCACCACCACCACCACCACGACCCAGAGGCCGCGUCGUCCCCUCCGGCCGCAGAGGACCCGCCUGGGCAACCGCAACAACGUGGAGGAGCGGUCGCGCCCCUCGGGACGCUUCGGGGGCGUGUUCAACGUGAGGGACCGCAAGCGCGCCCCAUCAA